UUUCUGUGGAGUGGCCGCUUUUGAAACCUGAUUGGUUGCUGUCCAGGAGAUUGUUUUGUGAGAGAUGGGAGGAGAUUUGGUUCGGUUAUUAAAAGGUGAGGACAAGCAAAUAUUUCUUCAGAUGAGAGCAGGUUGAUAUGUAUGCACUUACAGUAUUUAUUCAUAGAUUUUGCUUAAACUCUUUACCGGACAACUUGAUCUGAGGUAAUAUUCAAAUACUUUGGGUACAAUUAUGCUCUGUUUUGCUAGAAAAUCUAGCACCAGGAAAAGAAAUACUGAAUACUAGAUAAAAUACAAAUAGCUGUCAGCACAGUCCAUGCAUAUUUCUUGUAGUGAAAGGCAGACAUAUAAGAUAAGAUAUAUUUAAUGAAAGUAAAAAGUCUGUGUUUUACUGCUCACAGGUUUUGUGUAGAGCAACUAAUGGACAACCUGACAUUCACAAACAACAUUCUCCUUGUGGAGGGACUGAAAGUUACACCUCAGGCUUCGUAUUUAGUUUUUAUCUUGCUUUUCUUGUUUUAUGUCUUUGCAAUGGGAUGUAACAUUGGACUAAUAAUUUUAAUUGCAAUAGAGAAGAACCUUCAUCAUCCUAUGCAUUUUCUGUUCUGUAACCUGCCAGUGAAUGACAUAAUUGGGACUACUGUAAUUUUACCACGCUUAAUGCAGGACAUUUUUAAGCAGUCCUCAGAGCGCUAUAUAACAUAUGCAGAGUGUAUUAUUCAAGCAUAUUUUGUUCACAUAUUUGCAACAGCAAGCCACACUGCACUAGUAACCAUGGCCUAUGACAGACAAGUGGCAAUAUGCAAUCCAUUGCUAUACAUGACUAUAAUGACAAAUAAAAUGGUGGUUACAUUAUCAGCAUUAGCCUGGGCACUGCCUGUAAUUGCAGUGGCAAUUAUGAUAGGUCUCACUGUACGUUUGUCUCACUGCAGAUCUAAAAUUGAAAACCCUUUCUGUGACAAUGCUUCACUUUAUAAAUUGUCCUGUGAGAAUGUGGCCAUUAAUAAUAUGUUUGGAAUCGUUUAUUCUGUGGCAGGAUUCAGCAUAUCAGUGACACUAAUGCUUAUAACAUAUAUCAGGAUUGCUACUGUAUGUAUAAUUAGGAAAAACAAAGCACUCAACAGUAAAGCCAUAAAAACAUGUGGCAGUCACAUAGCUGUUUAUUUAAUAAUGUUUGUUUCUUGUGCCAUCAUGAUUUUUUUUCAUCGUUUUCCUGAAUACUCUGAAAACAGGAAGCUAGCUAGUAUAAUGUUUCACAUUGUACCACCGGGACUAAAUCCUGUAGUAUAUGGUUUACAAACCACAGAGAUAAGACAAAAGAUUGUUAAACUGUGGCGGAAAAAAGUUAAUAUUUUGUGACUUUUUGAGGGAUGUAGCAAUAAAAUGAAGGCAAAAAUCAUAUUUUUCGAAAAAGGUUGAAGUGCAAUAACAAAUUAAUUUAGUGUCACUAUUUAUUAAUAUGCUGAUCCAUUAAUGUGUUUUUUGGUUUGCUUUUUUUUUUGUUUUGUUUUUUGCUUUGCUUUGCUUGUUUGUUUAUUUGUAACAUUCAUUUAGUUGCCUAAUAAGAGUAACAUCACCACAUUGAAUUAUCAAGAUAAAUGUUUAAAAGUAAAAUGUUCUACCUACAUAAAUAUUGUUAGAAUUCAGAAGUAUAUGCUCAAAUUACAGAAUUCAAAGAAUAUGUUUGUCGGCUUUAAGCAUUUACACUGCCAUUGAUCCAUUUACCAUGCACUGGCUGCAGUUUUGCUUCUUUUUAUGUAUUUACCAAAGUCAUUUAAUUGCAGAAUAAAUGUUAAUAUGUUUCAACAAUAAAAAGCUGUACACUUAUUAUUGUUCCAAGUCUGUUAAAUGUAUUGCAUAAUUAUAAUAAAAAAUAAACAAAAUGAUAUUAUAAGAAACUUCAAAUCUAAAAAGAGACAAGGAAUGAGAGAUACACACUUAGUGUACAGUGCACUUAGUUUUGGCGCUGCCCACAUUGCAACAGAUCUAAGAUUGGGGCAGCAAAUUUUGGGCUGUGCAUCAUGUGUCUUGCAUCAUCAGUUUGGAACUACAAUUUGAUUAAGUUUGGUUACUUGCUAUGAAUGAACAGACUUAAAGAACAAUCCAUUCUGAAAUAUAAUAUAAUGAUACAUUGCAGAUAACAGAAAGGAGUAAUGGAUUAUGCACAAGAUGUCACACCAAUGAAUAUGGCACAAUACGGUCUUAAAGCUUGUACUUGACUAACUGGGUGUCAAGAACUCAG
Messenger RNA from Puntigrus tetrazona (Sumatra barb), 2242 nucleotides. RefSeq names its product olfactory receptor 146-like. Gene Ontology annotation, cellular component: membrane. Bases 367 to 1359 code for a protein of 330 amino acids. NCBI's taxonomy places the organism in Eukaryota, Metazoa, Chordata, Actinopteri, Cypriniformes, Cyprinidae. The record is from RefSeq and is a predicted model, not a curated record. Gene Ontology annotation, biological process: G protein-coupled receptor signaling pathway. Gene Ontology annotation, molecular function: olfactory receptor activity; G protein-coupled receptor activity. The transcript has a single exon.